Messenger RNA from Magnolia sinica, 2598 nucleotides. RefSeq lists its product as uncharacterized. Gene Ontology annotation, biological process: vegetative to reproductive phase transition of meristem. The record is from RefSeq and is a predicted model, not a curated record. The coding region runs from base 176 to 2029 and encodes 617 amino acids. The transcript is spliced from 10 exons. Lineage: Eukaryota; Viridiplantae; Streptophyta; Magnoliopsida; Magnoliales; Magnoliaceae.
CCGCGUAACCGCCUUUUCUUCUAUCUUCUUCUCUAAUUUCUUCUGUUUUCAAUUUAAUUUCUUUUGCCCUCUCUUCAUAACACUUCUGCUCUGUUUCCAAUAUUACCCCUUUUAUUUCGCGCUAUUUACAUUUUAAAUUUGGGUCUUUGAUUUCCCUUUCUGCCCUCAGCAUCUGAUGGAGGUUCCUGUUGGGUUUCUGGCAACGCUAUGGAGCUUUUUUUCUUUUCUGCCCUUCUUCUUUCUGCUCUUGAUUCUCGGCCUUCUCAAAGCCGCGAUUAUCAGCCCAUUUGCAACAGUUAUCAUUGUCGUCGGAAACUCUUCUGUAAUAUUGGGACUGUGGCCUGCCCACUUCAUCUGGACUUAUUACUGUGUAGCAAAAACAAAGAGGCUUGGGCUAGUAUUGAAGACCUUGGUAUUGCUAUUCUUGCCCGUGCCAUUACUUUUGUGGCCGGUUAUCGGCAUUGCCGGAAGCCUUCUAGUUGGAAUAGGAUAUGGAAUUUUUGCUCCAUUGAUUGCAACUUUCGAGGCGGUUGGCGAACACGUCAUAGACAAGCUUUUCCAUUGUUUUGUUGACGGUUGCUGGAGUACAAUACUGGGAAGUUGUACAGUAGUGCAUGAUUUUAUGGAUUUUUGCUUCCACUCCUACUUCUCAUAUAUGGAUGAACUGAGUGAGAAAGUGGCUGAAGACGAGGCGCCCUUCGACAUCAAGUUAUCGAUGCUACCGAGUUGUUUCCUAGUCAGCCUACUCGCCGUGGCUGUAGAUGUGCCAAUGAUCACCGCCAUAGCACUGUGGAAAAGCCCUUGCAUGCUUUUGAAAGGAUGGCAACGGCUAUUUCAAGACUUGAUCGGAAGAGAAGGCCCUUUCUUGGAGACAGUUUGUGUACCGUUUGCAGGUCUUGCUAUCAUUUUAUGGCCUUUAGCAGUGAUUGGAGGGGUGGUCUGUACUUUCAUAUGCAGCUUCUUUCUGGCCUGUUAUGGUGGAGUCAUCGUCCAUCAGGAAAACUCUCUUCGGAUGGGACUUGCCUACAUCAUAUCAAUAAUUUCAAUCUUUGAUGAAUACACAAAUGAUUUGCUUUAUUUGAGGGAAGGGUCCUGUUUUCCAAGGCCUGUAUACCGUAAAAGAACAAAUCCUCCUUCAGGGCUCCUUGAAAGAAAUCAGUCCAUUGAUGCCGACAAGACCGAAGAGAAGAACGGGAGAUUAAGUCCCAUCAACACAAAAAUUGUCACGGAACGAUCCCAAACGCUGAGGAAAGCUAUCCAACAGUUAAAACCCAUACAAAUAUGGGAUUGGCUCUUUCGAUCUUGUGAGAUGAACGGUCGGAAGCUACUCCGUGAUGGUCUCAUAGAUGUGGCUGACAUAGAGGAUUGCAUUAUCAAGGGAAAAUGCAAGCAACUGAUCGUCAAGCUUCCGGCCUUUUGCAUUCUUCAGUGUCUUCUUAGAUCAGCAAGGUCUGAAUCGCCUGAAUUGCUCAUCGCUGAUGAUGUGGAGUUGACGAAAUCUAACUGGCCCAAGGAUAAAGUGUUUGAGUGGUUUCUUGGUCCAUUACUUAUCAUGAAGGAGCAGAUCAAACGGCUCGAAUUGGAUGAGAGUGAACAGGAAUACUUGUGCAAGUUGAUUACGACUAGCAACAAUGAGAAAUCACAGGACUGGAAUGGCAGUGGAUUUCCAUCUGACGACAGCAUCAGGCAAGCUCAAUUGCAGGCCAUAAUUCGAAGGUUACAGGGGAUUGUCAGUUCCAUGUCCCGGAUGCCGACGUUUAGGCGCCGGUUCAGGAAUCUGGUGAAGGUGUUGUAUCUGGAGGCAAUAGAAAGUGGGGCCUUAAGCUUUGAUGGAGGGAGCUCUAAAUACAGACCCAAGAUGGGUGGAUCAGUGGGCCGUGGAAGUAAACAUGACGUGGAGGCAGGCUCUAGGUCUGAAGGAAAUACCAUUCGAUCGAUCAACAGUCCAAACGGUCCAGACGAAGAGAUGGCUGGAACCAACGGGGCAAAUCGACCGGAACGACCAUUCAAUGGCGGUGACAUUGUCUAAGACCUGAUUGGUAUGGUCACAUGGGAGCUCCAAUCAUGCUACUUGGGAAUUAGUCAAUUGAACCCAAUGUUAUCAAUACUAUAUAAGUUGGUGAUCAGCAUUCAAUAUCCAGGCAUGAGGUGCAUGUAUGAGAUCCGGACCUUUCAUCUAACUGGCCCCCAUGUGGAUUAGCAAACAUCUGGAAUAUCUCACUAAGGGAAAAUGGGCAGUUGAGAAAUGUGUCCAGUUGGAGUUAAAUGGGAAAAAAUCCUCAGAUGUAUGACUAGGAUCAUCUGUAUGUGAGACUUUCAAUGUACGGGCCAUUUCCCAUAGUACUGAUGGUCUGGAUCGCACACAUGUGCCACAUGUAUGGAGAUUGAGUGCUUGAUAACUGACUAGGGCAUUAGUAUGUAGCAUAGAUUCUUUGUGGGUGUUUGUUUCAUGUCAAGAUCAGUUUGUAGGGUUCAAAGCCUGCUGUGUGAGUAAUACAGUACACAAAUACAAGUCAAUAGGAGGAAAAGUAUAGUGAAACACCUGUAAAUAUGGCAUAAUUACAGUUGUCCACCCAUAUAUGAGAUCUUAUUACACUA